Molecule: messenger RNA, 1731 nt
Organism: Mytilinidion resinicola
Lineage: Eukaryota; Fungi; Ascomycota; Dothideomycetes; Mytilinidiales; Mytilinidiaceae
Exons: 4
Coding region: 1-1731 (576 amino acids)
Source: RefSeq, a predicted model, not a curated record
AUGACUUCCAAGCGGAAGGCAGGAAACAUCGAAAACGAGCUCUCUAUCGAGCAGCUCCGAGAUCGGCCCCUAAAAAGGACCAGAAUCGCCCGGGGCGAGGGGCCAGCAGCAUCUCGAGCUCUUCACGACCUGCCGCUCAACGUCUUUGGCGGACCGCAUGGGGCUCAGCACAGCCCCGUUUACACCAACAAAUACCUAGAUGCGUGCAUAGCUUCCACAACUUCCAACGGUCAGCCCGUCACUAAAGCGGCGGAAGUAUCUAGGAAUACUUCGAAGUCUAGGAAGUCAAAGGAGAAGGAUGGCCAGCUGCCAGAUAUCACUCAAGGUCAGCUUGGCCAAGGAACUCAUCAAAUUCCCGUCGCACAAGGUGUUGGCUCCAAUCCACUUCCACCACCGAAUAGCAAGGCUGCCCAAGACGGCUUUCCAGCUUUUGAGCGCCACUUCCGAGACAGCGAGACUGCGCAUCAAUGGCGGAACUCACGAACGAGGGCACCGUUUAUUCACCCAAACAACGAUCCGACUAUCCCAAUAGUCAAGGCCGACCUGCUCCUCUGGGUCGAGAUGUUGUACAAAAUGAUCAUCAACCGAGACGAUGUCCGGGAUCACGUCAAUAGCGACAAAUACAAGGCGUAUGCUCGUCUUGCUCAAACAACAUCUGAGAACAUUGAGGCCGCCUGCCACAAUUUAAUGCUGGAAGUACUCAACCUUUGCGACAAGGGUUUUCAGCUCGCAGAUCCGAAACUCGACUUGGCGAAGCCAGGGAGCUGGUCUACGAUGAGUUCAGACGCGGUUGAAAACAUGGGAGACCAGGAUCUCCAGUGCUUCAUGCGCAUGGUUAAGAUUUGCUUUGCUCUUAAGCAUGAGAAAACCAUUUGCGCUGAAGUGAUGAGCGGAUGUUUCGGGGAUCGGUGGGUCAGACAAUUCGUGAACGCCCCCAUCGAAUGGCGCCGUCGCAAAGGCAAUAACCGACGGAACAACGAUAGCAAACCACAGCGAGCAGUGAGAAAAGCUGAGGAAAACCUGAAGCGUGCUGCCAAGAAAGCAGAAAAGCACGCAGCGGCUGAGUUGGAACAAGAAGUCAGCAACGACGAUCCAGGGAAUACGAGUGCGACGAAGAUAGGCAACACGAAGGCGGAGAAGCAGGCCGAGCCAUCGAUGACUGCGGUGUUUCAAGAAGCAUACGGCCUCGGAAUCACCAUUCCAGACCUCUACCUUGGACUUCUGGUGGAGGUAGAUGCAACCCAAGAGCCAGAUGCUUCCCAGCAGCUGCCAGUGACUGCUCUCCCUUCGGAUAUUAGCCUUUCUGAUCCAGUGGCUCAGCAGAGUCCACCAACACAACAGCUGCCAGCGGCUCAUCUCCCACCUAUUGGCUACCUCGCCGCUCCAGAGAAUCGGCAGCAGAUGACCCGUAGAUAUGGGCGGGGACAAUCAACUAUAAAUGCUCUGCGAGAGGCUCCAGAAGCUCCGUACCCAACAGACCUUCGAGAAACUUCGAACAAGAGAGCGAGGAAGCCGAAGGUUCAAGUAGAACAGGGAGCGUCUCGUUCAAGCGGACGUCUUGAUGUUCCAGUUGCCCCCUCUUCCCAUGACCUUUCUGGUGAGACUGCUACGGGCCAGUUCCAGUCGGCUGGUUUCUCCUCUAUCCAGCCUCAAGUCCCCACCAUGGGCCCCCAGUUUCGGCAGCAGAUUGGAUCCGAAGGCCCAUUCCAGUCUGCCGACUUCUUUGAUUGA